AUGGGGUCCCACAGGCCUCCGAGCCGCGUGUGGAGCUCCGGCCUCCGGGGUGGGGUGGGUACGGACGGCGAGGACGACGGGCCCGUAUGGAACCCCAGCCCGGCCAGCCGCAACUACCUGCUCAGCGUGAGGCCCGAGAUCAGCUUAUCAAGCAACCGGUUGUCUCACCCCAGCUCUGGAAGGAGCACCUUCUGCUCCAUUAUUGCCCAGCUGACGGAGGAGACGCAGCCCUUGUUUGAGACCACCCUCAAGUCCAGGGCUGUGUCUGAAGACUGCGAUGCCAGGUUCACUUGUGUUGUCACAGGAUACCCAGAGCCCGAGGUGACCUGGUACAAGGAUGAUGAGGAGCUGGACCGUUACUGUGGCCUGCCAAAGUAUGAGAUUUCUCAGCAGGGAAGUCGGCACACCCUGCAGUUGUACAAUUCUUUCUCUGGAGGUGGAGAGCAUCCUUUGUCAUCAUUCCUUAGGAUUGCCUCGGAGACCCAGGCGGCCGGAGCUCCUGCAGCCUCCACAGAGGGCCUUGGCCCCAGCCUCGAGGGAGGCCGGGGGAGCCCUGAGCCCAUGGAGGUGGAGACCCAGGAGGAGGAGAGGAUGAAGAGGGAUAGAAGGACCCCGAUGGAUGUCAGUGCCCAGGACGAUGGGAUGACGCAAGAAGACUCGAGGACGUGUGCUGGUUUGAGGACGCAGAGCAGGACGCAGAGCAGGACCCAGACAGAUGUGAAGCAACAGGUGGUGGGAAGAACCCAGAUGGAGAGCCCUGGCACAGCUGGGCGGACGCAGGUGGUGGCAGCCCCCCAACCGGGGUGGGAGCAGGGCCAGCAGCCCGCGGCCCCCGAGCUCCACACGGCAGAGGCUCCUCGGAGGCCCAGCCGCUUCUCCUCCCGUCCUUCACCACUCGGGUGUGAGGAGGCGCCCGCUCCGGUCCUCGGGGACAGGCAGAGCCUCCCAGCCCAGCAGAGCCUCCCAGCCCAGCAGAGCCUCCCAGCCCAGCAGAGCCUCCCAGCCCAGCCUGCUCCAGGAGGUGCUGCGAGGACGGUGGACAGAGAGGGAGGCCCAGAAGGAGACAGAGUUCCUCAGCCGUCCCGGGGCCACACGGCCCGGCUCACUUCGGAACCGGCAAACCCUGAGACAUGUAUGGGAGGCUCCAACCCUGCGGUGGAGAUGAGCCGUGGCUCAGCCUCUCCUCCACCAUCUCCCAGAAGCAUUCCUAGCCCAAAGGCGGCCUGUCUCCCAAAGAGCAAGCAGGCAGAGCAGGCCAGAGGAGGAGGGCUCGGCCCAGUAGCUUCUGGGCACACAGAGGUGGCCGGGGGGUGGCCUGGUCCUGAGCCGCAGCCCGGAGUCGGGACCCCCCGCCAGGGGCACCAGCCUUCGGGGACUGAGGCUGCCCCGAGCAGCAGGAACACUCCAGGUGCGCAUGGGGAGUGUGAAGCCGAGGUCCCAGCAGCCGGGGUGAGGACCCCCAGCCCCACGGCCCCUGACAGUGGCCUCAUUGAUUCCUUGAAGAAUUACUUACUCCUGCUCCUGAAGCUGUCCAGUGCAGACACUGACAGGAGUGAAACGGAAGCCAGAGGGAGACCAGAGGGCCAGCAGCCUCCCGCAGGGGGACCGGGGCCCCCAGACACCCUGGCACCCACCGUCGAGAUCGCUGGCUUGAGCCCCCGGACAUCCCGGAAGAUCCUGGAGCGAGUGGAGAACAACCACCUCAUUCAGAGUGCACAGAGCUUGCAGCUGAGCCCCUGCACCUCCCGCCGGCUCACUGGCCUCAUUGACCAGGAGCUAGAGUCUGGCCACAAGGCCUUGGUGGCGGGGAGGCCCCUGGCCAAACGCCCCAGUCCCCUGACAGUCCCUACCAUUGUGGUGGGGGAGGAGACCCAGGGGGAGAGCCUGGAACAAAGUAGCCAGGGGGCUGCUGAGGAAACCAAGGCUGGGCCCAGGGAAAGCAGAAUAGGGGAGUCCCUUUGGGCCAGUGGGGAACAAGGGUCCUCCAGGAUGGGGGAGCCCCUUGGAGAGAAUAAAAGAGAGGAACCCUUCAGGGAUACAGAGCUCUCAGGAGAUAAUGGGGGGAGUCUCCCAGGAGCAACCCCAGAGGAGCUGGCCUUGGGAGCUCGGAGAAAGAGAUUUCUCCCGAAAACCAAAGCGGCUGGAGAGGGGGAAGCCCCUGCUCCAGAAGAAAGGGAAAGCCCCACUGUUUCUCCCCGUGGGUCCAGGAAGAGCCUGGCACCCGGAUCUCCCCUGAUUCCCCCAAAGGAGAGACCCUCCCCAUCCCAGAACAGAAAGAUGCUGGAGGUGCCCCAUCCGGACGAGGACUCCGUGGACCUCGGCUCCGCUCCCAAGGGCAGUGGGCCAGACACAGAGUUGGCCCCUGAAGAUGGCAAACAGGACGAGCCAGCCAAGCCCAGAAAAACCAAAGACCUUUUCAAGGCCCCCCAGGUGAUUCGGAAGAUCCGGGUAGAACAGUUUCCUGAUGCUUCAGGGAGCUUGAAACUCUGGUGUCAAUUCUUCAAUAUCCUCAGUGACUCGGUAUUGACUUGGGCCAAGGACCAGCUCCCUGUGGCUGAGGUGGAGCGGAGCGUGGGAGACGAGGGGCCAGCGGCCUUAGCCAUCGUCCAGGCUUCGCCUCGAGACUGUGGGGUCUACCAGUGUACCAUCCGAAACGAGCACGGCACCGACUCGACUAACUUUUGUCUCAGCCCCGAAGUGUUGUCAGGAUUCAUCUCCAGAGAAGAAGGUGAAGUUGGAGAAGAGAUUGAGAUGACACCCAUGGUGUUUGCCAAGGGCCUUGCCGACUCCGGCUGCUGGGGGGACAAACUUUUUGGGCGGCUGGUGAGUGGAGAACUUCGUGGAAGUGGACAUGGACGUGGUCUUCGCAAGGCCUCCCAGGCCAAGGUUAUCUACGGACUGGAGCCCAUCUUCGAGUCAGGCCGAACUUGUGUCAUCAAGGUUCCCAACCUACUUGUGUUUGGCUCCAGCAGUGAGAACUCUCUACUGGGGAGGAAUUAUGAUGUCACCAUCCAGGGAUGUAAGAUCCAAAACAUGAGCAGAGAGUACUGCAAGAUCUUUGCGGCUGAGGCCCGAGCUGCCCCUGGUUUUGGGGAAGUUCCUGAGAUCAUCCCCCUGUACCUGAUCUACCGACCAGCAAACAACAUCCCAUAUGCCACUCUGGAGGAGUACCUGGGGAGGCCCUUGGAGCCAUACUGUGCCCGUGAUUGGGAGAGUGGUGGCACCCAGGCAGAACCUGCUACCUCCGAGGCUGCCCAGAAAUGCCGGACCUUCCAGCACUGGUUAUAUCAGUGGACAAAUGGCAGCUUUCUGGUCACGGACCUUGCAGGUGUUGAUUGGAAAAUGACGGAUGUACAGAUAGCUACCAAGCUUAAAGGGUACCAAGGUCUCAAGGAAAGCUGCUUUCCAGGCCUCCUUGAGCAGUUUGCUGUUUCACAUCAAUGCAAUACCUACUGUGAGAUGUUGGGGCUGAAGCCUCUCAAGAGCCUUGAGACUCUCUACCCCAUGGCCAAGGCCAAGGGCUCCAAGAGUCCCUCCUCGGGCAGGAAAGCCCCUUCAUCCUCUCAGUUGAGCCCCCAGCUUCAGAAGAAAGGUCAUCCCAGCCCCCAGGGAUCCCGGAAGAGCACCUCAAGCUUGAAGGCCAUCCCUAGGUCCCCUGAGACUGCUGAUACACACUUGGAUAGCCAAACUACGACCCAGGAAAGGGGCUCCAAGGCUCAGGGCAUGUGAUAAUCAUGAUUGGAGGCUGGGGGCCUCCACCCAGAUUAAAGAUCAAUCAGGAAGCAAUUUAAACCGUACAGUCAAUAUCCUAACAUAAAAGUGGAAAGAAUGGGUGGGUGUAGCCCCUGUUGCAGGAGCACCCUCCCCACAUCUGUAAGAGGCCUCUUCUUUCUCCUCUUGCCUCAGAGAGAGAGGACCCACAGUGUAUAAAGCGGCACUGGGGUCUCACUGGAGGACCUGGACCUCAAAGAAGGAUUCAGGGAUGAGCUGGGAUGGUUCAUGCCAAUCUCUGUUUCAUUCAUUUGAGGUCUCAGUACAUGUCUAGGUAUGGAACCCACAGCCUCUCUCCAGGCUUGGUGGACAUAAAGGGAGCCAGGAAAAACCCUUGGCAUGGCAAAAUGCCUGGAGCUUAUGUGCUCUGAGAGCACCACAGUGCUGGGUGCCAAGGGUCUCCUGUGUAGUGCCCUCCGGGACGUUUACAGUUGCUAUUGGCUAGAGGGUCCCUUUGCAUUCCUAGGCCAGGUGUUUAGGCUGCCCUCAUCAUAGUCAAAUUCUGAAGUGUGGUUUCUCUGGGGAAUGCCCUGGGCAGAGGCUUUCCUCUUUCAAUAUUGCUUGGCACUGAACUCUUGGCAUUAACCAAAGCUGCUUAACCCUGUCUGUUGGGAUUGGGCUGGUGCUCCUACUUGCUGGCAACCACCCAACCCAGAGUCUGUUCAGCUUCUAGACACUUUGCCUCCUGUCUCCCAGCUCUUCCUUCAACUAACCUGCCUCUGCGUUUGGGGGAAAAACUCGGGACCCUACCUAGAGUUUCUUCCCUAGCACCGUGUCCGUUUGUCUUGUGUGUUAUAACAAUGAUGGGCAUUCACUCUCCUCCUUUCCCCAUUUCCCUCUUCACUGCUGAUUCCCUUUCUCCCCAAGGUUCUGAUCCUCACUUAGGCUUUUCACUUGCUUUUUUUCUUGGCUGAAUCCUUUUUUAAUUCAGCACUGGCUGUUCUUUGCUGAGAGAUGGGGCCCAGACUUCACCCUGGCACAGGGGAAAUUGCUGCCUCUGCUUGCAUCUCACAUCCUGUUCUCUUUCUCAAGUUUGUCCCCAGCAAUCAGGGCUUUGGGCUCUGCUCAGACACUGCAGUGCGAUUAAAGACGGGCAUCAGCCUCUGUGGCACAUGGGCUAGUGCUUAGCUGGGGAGGAGGUAGAGAAUAUUAUGGAGCUACAGUGAUUCUCAUAUAUUCCUGCACAGCCAGUGCCUGAGAGUUGAGUGAAGGAAAUUUUUUGCUCAGGGUAGAUUGUGUGUUGGGUGAGAUGGGUAGACAGAGAAGAAGGAAGGAGCUAGCCUAGCUAGAUCUAGGGGUUCUAGAUCUCUUAUGUCCUAGCUCUCAGACAGAGGUCUGGGGUCCUGGGGGGAAGCGUAGUAGCCCUCUGAUUCAUUUCUUUGAUUCUGGAUUUCUCUUUAAGAACUUAAAAAGAAAAUGUAGCCUGAGGCCUAGGAUCUCAGCUUAGGGACAGCUCCUCCUUUCUGAGAAUCUCUUGUUCUGGUCUGUACUGGGAUGGGUACACUCUGUAUGGUGAAGGGGCUUGCAUGCUCCAUUUUGAAUGCAAUAAAGGCAAUGAGUGCUUGUC
This is a messenger RNA of Gracilinanus agilis (Agile Gracile Mouse Opossum), 5338 nucleotides long. It is a transcript of the gene ALPK3, whose product is annotated as alpha kinase 3. Bases 1 to 3729 code for a protein of 1242 amino acids. The record is from RefSeq and is a predicted model, not a curated record. The transcript has 14 exons. NCBI's taxonomy places the organism in Eukaryota, Metazoa, Chordata, Mammalia, Didelphimorphia, Didelphidae. Gene Ontology annotation, biological process: cardiac muscle cell development; protein phosphorylation. Gene Ontology annotation, cellular component: nucleus. Gene Ontology annotation, molecular function: ATP binding; protein serine/threonine kinase activity.